UAUCAGAGAUCAGAUCGGACAUUGGCCGUGAUCACCGUGGGGAGAUGCAAAUUAUGUGAUGACGUGGGCGCCAAGCAUACGCUUUAUCAACUUGGACGAUCCCUAUAAAAAAACUGAAUGUUCUUAGUCAUUCAAAAAAAAAACGAGCCGUUUGAAAGAGUUCAGUUGUAGCCGUAGCCACAAAUUGGACGAAGCACUUUACAUUGAACAAGAUGCCAGAUUCUACAAUUCCACUGCUAUGCGUCCUGGGGCUCCUCGCGCUCUCCUCUGCAUGCUACAUCCAGAACUGUCCGCGAGGCGGGAAGCGCUCUUUUCCUGAUCUGCAAAGACAGUGCAUGUCUUGUGGCCCCGGGGACAGGGGCCUCUGCUUUGGCCCCAGUAUCUGCUGUGGGGAAGGGAUGGGCUGCUACGUGGGCUCCCCAGAGGCAGCUAGUUGUGUGGAGGAGAACUACCUGCCCUCCCCCUGCCAGGCCGGAGGAAGAGUGUGUGGCUCUGAGGAGGGACACUGUGCUGCACCUGGGGUCUGCUGUGAUGCAGAGAGUUGUCUACUGGAUCCAGACUGCCUAGAGGACAGUAAACGUCAGCCACCUAGCGAGCAGAACAGUUCAUUGAUGGGAGGUUUGGCAGGAGACCUGCAGCAGUGGAUGCUGCAUGCCACCAGCAGAGAUAGACAUCAGUAACCAACCACUGGCCAUCCCUCACCUGAACACACACCCAGAAUAGAGCCUAGAUCAGUUUCACAUUCACUACUACUGAAAAAAAUAAACGAUCUAACACAGCAUACACACAUCUUUCACAUACAACAGGACACACACAGGAGAGGAAGAGUGGGCUUGCUGCAUAAGAAAAAACGAUAAGCUCUAGUACAUGAAUCUUUACUGUGUGCAUAGUAGCCUUCAGUAAGUUGUCAUUUAUAAUGCUUCAACUCAAAUAUGGAUUGUACAAUCCACUAAGGGUGGAAGGAAUGUAAAUAUGUAGCAAAUAAA
Coregonus clupeaformis (lake whitefish) is the source of this 986-nucleotide messenger RNA. RefSeq names its product vasotocin-neurophysin VT 1. The transcript is spliced from 3 exons. NCBI's taxonomy places the organism in Eukaryota, Metazoa, Chordata, Actinopteri, Salmoniformes, Salmonidae. Bases 213 to 680 code for a protein of 155 amino acids. Gene Ontology annotation, molecular function: neurohypophyseal hormone activity. Gene Ontology annotation, cellular component: secretory granule; extracellular region. The record is from RefSeq and is a predicted model, not a curated record.